This is a messenger RNA of Myodes glareolus (Bank vole), 5741 nucleotides long. Lineage: Eukaryota; Metazoa; Chordata; Mammalia; Rodentia; Cricetidae. The record is from RefSeq and is a predicted model, not a curated record.
ACAGGCUCUGUGAAUGGAAGUCAGGGAUGCUUCAAAGACCUGAGAUAGUCACUGUCUUCUUGUCUUGUCUCUUCCCAUCUAUCAGUCAGCCAUGGUUUGUGGGUGGGCACACCUCCACUUAUGAUAAAGGUAUCCGGAUGGUGAGUUCUGGGGGGAAUCUAUUGGCUAGAUGACUAUGUAGAAGCCUCAUACCCUUCCCCAUCUACCAGAAUUCUUGACCAUCAACAAGGUCAAGUGGCCCGACCUGUGCAGGUGAAUCCAUGCAGUCACCCCAAUAUAUAAGUACCUGGAACAAUCCUGAUCAGAGUCAUUCAUAACAAAUUCUCCCUGCAUCUCUAAAAUCAAGGUCUUGGAGCUAUAAUGUGAAGCCAGGGUAAGCCUGUAGGUAUUGACUAUCAUCCCCCAUUCCUACCCUUUGGCUCAUUCAGUCAGCAUGUUCUGAUUACCCGCUGUGCUCACAUGAUCUAGGACCAGCGAACUCCCCCAGAGCCAUGCUAGUGUAAGCUCUAGUUAUCUCUAUAGCUUGGUCUUGUCUCUCCCAGGAGCCUGAGCCAGUAGAGGAUUGUGUGCAAAGCACACUGGCUGCCUUGUACCCACCCUUUGAAGCCACAGCCCCGACCCUGUUGGGCCAAGUGUUCCAGGUGGUGGAGAGGACUUACCAGGAGGAUGCGCUGAGGAACCCUUAGGUCUCAUUUGCUGACCUCCCACUGAUUGUGACCACUCAAACACUAACACAUAUGCAGGAUACUCCCUCAGACUCAGACGUGACUCAGAAAAGUCUUCACUUCUGCAGACAGAAACACCAACAGUCUUUGAUUCCUCCAAGACAGUGGCAUCUGGCCCAGUAUAGUGGAUUCCUCUUCUUCCACGAGGGCUGGCCACUCUGCUUGCAUGAGCAGAUAGUGGUACAGCUAGCAGCCCUUCCCUGGCAACUGCUGCGCCCUGGCGACUUCUACCUGCAGGUAGUGCCCUCAGCAGCCCAAGCUCCCCGUUUGGCACUGAAAUGUCUGGCCCCAGGAGGUGGACGGGUGCAGGAGCUGCCAGUGCCCAAUGAAGCCUGUGCCUACCUAUUCACCCCCGAGUGGCUGCAAGGCAUAAACAAGGACCGGCCAACGGGGCGCCUCAGCACGUGCCUCCUGUCUGCACCCUCUGGAAUUCAGAGGCUGCCCUGGGCUGAGCUCAUCUGCCCAAGAUUUGUGCACAAAGAGGGCCUCAUGGUCGGACAUCAGCCAAGUACACUGACCGCGGAACUGCCCUCUGGACCUCCGGGGCUUCCUAGCUCUCCACUCCCUGAGGAGGUGCUGGGUACCCGGAGUCCCGGGGAUGGACACAAUGCUCCUGCAGAAGGUCCAGAGGGUGAAUAUGUAGAACUGUUGGAGGUAACAUUGCCUCAUAUGAGGGGAAGCCCCGUAGAUGCUGAGGCCUCAGGCCUCUCCAGGACUCGCACAGUGCCCACCCGUAAAAGUACUGGAGGGAAGGGCCGGCACCGCAGACACAGGGCAUGGAUGCACCAAAAAGGCCUAGGGUCUCGGGACCAGGAUGGGACACGCCCACCUGGGGAGGGGAGCAGCACUGGGACCUCUUCUGACUCACCCCCAGGAGCUGAGGCAGACCCAGAUGCAACAACCCUGGAGGCAUCUGAGCCCCCAGCAGAGACUCUGGGGGAGGCCUCUGAAUCCUGCCUCCUGGCAGGGGAGGCUGGGGGACCACCUGGUACCCCUCGAAAAACAGGCAAAGGAAACAGAAGAAAGAAGCGGGCUGCGGGCAGAGCUGCCAUGAAAGGGGACAGUAACCCACUCAGCGCCAGGGACAAGGAAGAGACUAGGCAGCAGGAAACCCUUGCCGGCCUGGCCUCACCCAGUGAACAGGAACCUGCAGAAUGCAGCCUGCUUAAGGAGAAAGAGGAUUCUGGGAAGCCAGAGUCUGAACCAAAAGAGGAACUCAAGCCAGCAGAUAGAAAAGAGCCUGCACCCCCAGAAGACGGCGGGCCUCCAGAAGAGGGGGUCAGAGAGAGUGAACAAGAGGAGCUGAUUCCGGUGUGUACAGCAGGAUCCACAGGUCCAGGGUUCAUCCUAGCUGACCCUCCAAAACAGCCUCUGGAGACUUUGCAGGAUGUAAAGGACAGCACCCCAGAAGAAGCACCCCCAGCUCCCGUCUUGGGUGACCCACCUGUAGCUUGGGACUUGAUGGCAUCUGGAUUCUUUGUUCUGACUGGAGGGGUCGAUCAGACUGGGAGAGCUUUGCUGACGAUCACGCCUCCAUGCCUGCCUGAGGAGCCCUCACCGUCCCAAGAGAUAUUGAGCAAUGCCCUUUGUUACCUGCACUCGCUGCUGAGGCCUGAUCUCCAGUUAUUGGGGCUAACCACCCUACUUGACCUCCGCAAAGCACCCCCACUGCCUCCAGCACUUAUUCCUGCCUUGAGUCAGCUUCAGGACUCAGGCAACCCUCCGCUCAUUCAGCGGCUGGUGAUUCUCAUUCAUGACGACCCUCCUCCUGAACUCUGUGAAUUUCAGGGAGCUGAGUCAUUGUCAGAAAAGGACCUGAAAAGAGUGGCCAAGCCAGAGGAGCUCCCAUGGGACUUAGGAGGUCACAUGGACCUCUCCCCCAACCACUGGGUAGAGAUACAUCAGGAGGUGGCGAGGCUGUGCAGCUUGUGCCAGGGCGUGUUGGCCUCUGUGCGGCAGGCCAUCGAGGAGCUAGAGGGAGCAGCAGAAGCAAAGGAAGAGGAAGAGGAGGCGGUGGGAACGCCUGAGCCGCUGCGAAAGGUGCUGGCAGAUCCUCGGCUGGCGGCACUACAGCGGACUGGAGGAGCCGUCCUGAUGCGACUACGCUCCACUCACAGCAGCAAGCUAGAGGGUCCAGGCCCAGCUGUGUUAUACCAGGAGGUAGAUGAGGCCAUCCACCAACUUGUGCGUCUCUCCAACCUACGUGUGCAGAAGCAGGAACAACGCCAACGCUUGCGCCAGCUCCAUCAGUGCUUAGCUUUGAGACCGAGCUCUGCAAGGUAUAGAUGUUGCUGCCGAGUUGCCCCUUCCUGUGCAGACAGCGCACAGGUGUUGCAGUGGAUUUCCGGCCCAGGAGAAGAGCAGCUGGCCAGCUUUGCCAUGCCAGGAAACUCACUCUCGGUCUUGCAAGAGACAGAACUGCGGUUCCGGACUUUCAGCACUGAGGUGCAGGAGCGCCUCGCCCAGGCCCGGGAAGCUUUGGCUCUGGAGGAAGACAUCGCCUCCCAGAAAGUUCUGGAUGUCUUCGAACAACGGCUGGAGCAGGUUGAGAGUAGCCUCCAUCGGGCGCUACGGCUGCAGCGCUUCUUCCAACAGGCACAUGAAUGGGUAGAUGAGGGUUCUGCUCGGCUGGCGGGAGCUGGACCUGGGCGUGACGCUGUGCUGGCAGCCCUAGCCCUGCGGCGGGCCCCGGAGCCCAGUGCGGGCACCUUCCAGGAGAUGCGAGCCCUGGCUCUGGACCUGGGCAGCCCAGCAGUCCUUCGAGAAUGGGGCCGAUGCCGGGCACGCUGCCAAGAGCUGGAAAGAAGGAUUCAGCAGCAGCUGGGAGAAGAGGCCAGUCCUCGAGGCCACAGACGACGACGGGCAGACAGCGCCAGCAGCACAGGGGCCCAGCAUGGAGCCCACAGCCCUUCACCCAGCCUCAGCUCCCUGCUUCUUCCCAGCAGCCCAGGACCACGGGCAGCCCCAUCACAUUGCUCUCUGACCCCGUGUGGGGAGGACCAUGAGGAGGAAGGCCUUGAGCUAGCUCCAGAAGUAGACGGAAGACCCCCGAGGGCUGUGCUGAUCCGAGGCCUGGAAGUUACUAGUACUGAAGUGGUGGACAGGACGUGUUCACCCCGAGAACACGUGCUGUUGGGUCGGACUGGAGGACCAGAUGGGCCCUGGGGAGUAGGCACCCCUCGAAUGGAGCGCAAACGCAGCAUCAGCGCCCAGCAGCGUCUAGUGUCGGAAAUGAUUGCCUGUGAGCAAGAGUACAUCACCGCUCUGAAUGAGCCGGUGCCACCGCCUGGGCCCGAGCUGACUCCCGAGCUUCGCUGCACCUGGGCCGCAGCCCUGAGUGCCCGAGAGAGACUUCGCAGCUUCCACGGGUCGCACUUCCUACAGGAGCUUCAGGGCUGCAGCUCCCAUCCCCUGCGCAUUGGGGCCUGCUUCCUUCGCCACGGGGACCAGUUCAACCUCUAUGCACAGUUCGUGAAGCACAGACAUAAACUGGAGAGUGGUCUGACUGCACUCACCCCCUCGGCCAAGGGUUCUAUAGAGAGCAGCCCUUGCUUGCCCCGGGCCCUGCAGCAGCCUCUGGAGCAGCUGGCUCGGUACGGACAGCUCCUGGAGGAGCUCCUUAGGGAAGCUGGGCCUGAGCUAAGCUCCGAGCGCCAGGCCCUCAGGACUGCUGUACAGUUGCUCCAGGAACAAGAGGCCCGAGGCAGAGAUCUGCUUGCCGUGGAAGCUGUGCGGGGCUGUGAGCUAGAUCUGAAGGAACAGGGGCAGCUCCUGCAUCGGGACCCAUUCACUGUCUUCUGUGGCCGGAAAAAGUGCCUCCGCCACGUCUUUCUCUUCGAGGACCUGCUCUUGUUCAGCAAGUUCAAGGGCUCUGAGGGGGGACCUGAGACCUUCACUUACAAGCAGGCGUUCAAGACGGCUGACAUGGGGCUGACGGAGAACAUCGGGGAGAGUGGGCUCUGUUUUGAGCUGUGGUUCCGGCGACGACGCACACGAGAAGCAUACACUUUGCAGGCUGCCUCUCCAGAGACCAAACUCAAGUGGACAAGUUCUAUUGCCCAGCUGCUGUGGAGACAGGCAGCCCACAACAAGGAGCUCCGAGUGCAGCAGAUGGUUUCCAUGGGCAUUGGGAAUAAGCCUUUCCUGGACAUUAAGGCCCUCGGAGAACGGACACUGAGUGCCCUGCUCACUGGAAGAGCCGCCCGCACCCGGGCCUCCGUAGCGGUAUCAUCCUUUGAGCAUGCUGGCCCGUCCCUUCCCGGCCUCUCGCCGGGAGCCUGCUCCCUGCCUGCCCGCGUCGAGGAGGAGGCCUGGGAUCUGGACGUCAAGCAGAUUUCCCUGGCCUCAGAAACACUUGACUCUUCUGGAGAUGGGUCCCCAGGACCAAGAACCGGCCCCAACCUGCAGCCUCCGCACCCUGGGAGCAGCACUCCCUCUCUGGCCAGUGGAGGGAUCUUAGGGCUCUCCCGGCAGGCCUGGCUGAGAAGCAUCAAGGUCAGAGAGUCAUUCGCGAGCCCUGAGUGACCCCACCACGCCUCUGUGAGCGAGAAGAUCCUGAACUUGGCUGCACCCCUUGUCAGCACAUUUUAGGCUGGGAUGCCAAUGGGACAAAAUGGAGAACUCAUUUCCCUCCCUCUGCUUCCUGGACAGAGAUGGGGGCAAGGACCAGAGCUUUCCCUGUUGCUGCUCUCUCUCUAGCCCUCCCCUGCUUGGAGCCAGAGUGGCCCUGUUUGCUUGCUUUCUGCCCCCCCACCCCCCGGGGGCAGGGAAACAUCGAUCUCGCACUUUCCCCACCCGUGCUAGGCACACCGCAGGACAGGCUCUGCUGACAGCCCACCUCUCUUCCCAUCCCUGACUCUCCCAGGAGAUUCAUCUCUGCCAGGUCGAAUGGAACCCCAUUCUGGGGUAUUGUGGGAAGUGUUAUAAGCCAUUGAAGGAGAUGGGGUGGGCACUGCAGACUUUAUAUAUGUAAUUACUGUUAUUAUACUAUUGAUAUAUUAAAUGUAUUUGCUCUCA